Molecule: messenger RNA, 3707 nt
Organism: Corythoichthys intestinalis (scribbled pipefish)
Lineage: Eukaryota; Metazoa; Chordata; Actinopteri; Syngnathiformes; Syngnathidae
Gene: oprm1
Product: opioid receptor, mu 1
Exons: 6
Coding region: 50-1222 (390 amino acids)
Biological process (GO): sensory perception of pain; G protein-coupled opioid receptor signaling pathway; neuropeptide signaling pathway
Cellular component (GO): neuron projection; plasma membrane
Molecular function (GO): morphine receptor activity; G-protein alpha-subunit binding; beta-endorphin receptor activity
Source: RefSeq, a predicted model, not a curated record
ACCACAACCGUCCUUCCCUUCCUCCUCUACAGCCGCUUUUUUAAGAACCAUGGAGAGCGCAGGUAACCUCUCGGACGCGGAUUACGGGAGCCCAAUUGUCGCCUUUACUAGCAACGGCAGUGGAGGCAUGAUGGGCGACUUGUGUACGCGCAACCUGAGCGCGGGCUCCAACAGCAGCGUGUGCGAAGGGGAGCUUGCCGCGAGCGGCGACCUGGACUACGUCGACUCCAACCCGGUCAUCAUCGCCAUCGUCAUCACGGCCGUUUACUCCAUCGUAUCCGUGGUGGGGCUGGUGGGCAACGUGCUCGUCAUGUACAUCAUAGUCAGGUACACCAAAAUGAAGACGGCCACCAACAUCUACAUCUUCAACCUGGCCCUGGCUGACGCCCUUGUCACCAGCACCCUGCCCUUCCAGAGCGUCAACUACCUGAUGGGCACGUGGCCCUUUGGCGACAUCCUCUGCAAGAUGGUCAUGUCCAUCGACUACUACAACAUGUUCACGUCUAUCUUCACUCUGACAACCAUGAGCAUUGACCGCUACGUGGCAGUGUGUCACCCGGUCAAGGCUCUGGAUUUCCGCACGCCGCGCAACGCAAAGAUCGUCAACGUGUGCAACUGGAUCCUGUCGUCCGCCAUUGGCCUGCCCGUCAUGUUCAUGGCCUCUACCGUCGUCAGUCCCUCCGGUAUAGUGGACUGCAAACUGAUUUUCCCGCAACCCUCCUGGUACUGGGACAUCCUGCUGAAAAUCUGUGUGUUCAUCUUCGCCUUCAUCAUGCCCGUGCUCAUCAUCACUGUAUGCUACGGCCUGAUGGUCCUGCGCCUCAGAAGCGUGCGCAUGCUGUCAGGCUCACAGGAGAAGGACAGGAACCUGCGCCGCAUCACACGCAUGGUGCUGGUGGUAGUGGCAGUCUUCAUCGUGUGCUGGACGCCCAUCCACAUCUUUGUCAUUAUCAUCGCCCUAAUAAACAUUUCCAGCUCCACUCUGCAGACCGUCACCUGGCACUUCUGCAUCGCCCUGGGCUACACCAACAGCAGCCUGAACCCGGUGCUUUACGGCUAUUUGGAUGAGAAUUUCAAGCGUUGCUUCCGUGAGUUCUGCUCAUCUGGACCGUCGCUGCUGGAGAUGCAGAACUCGGCCCGGGUGGGUGCAGCGGGACGCAAGGUGCCACAGUGCGAGCCCAACAGUGCGCAGACGGGAGACAGGUCAAAUCAGCAGGUAUGACUAGCCGUGGCUGAGUCGUCAGUUGGCUCGCGCGGUCGAGGCGGUGACGCCAACGACGAUCUCAACUCGGAAGUCACUGAAGUCACCACGGGGCUCUAAUUACUCAAACACAUUUGCACAACAACACAUGAAUGCGACUCAAAAUAUUGCAAGUCAGUAAGCAACGAGACCAGUCGGAAUCUGAAGUAUGUGUGCAAAACAGACUAACUCAAGAUGCUCACUCUGACGCUGAUGCUUUUCAUCCUCCGUAACCCUCACAGACUUUAUGACGUACAUCUGCUCGGUCCGAUGAGAUCCAAUAUAGGCGCUACAUCCAUAAUUCUGCCUUUGCAAUAACCUGCAGACCUGCGCCAAGAACUGGAAAUUGCAUAUAUGUUUAUAAAUGCAAUACCCUCCCACUCCAGCUCCCAUCUAGAAUAGAAAAAAAUAUAGGUUGUCUCAGUAUAAAACGUUGAAUGCAUACGUCUAACGCCUUUACAUUGAGAUCUCGGAUCUCCUUAAAAACAGUCAUGAUCCACGAGAAGAUCAAAAUCAAAAGUCAAGUUCGAAGCUGCUUCAAGAACCACUGGGAAAUCAAAUUCUGAACUGUGCCAAGAAGGAGCAAGUUCGGAAUCAGUGAAAACCAAAUGAAAAAAAACACUUUGAGAAUCAGUGGAGAAUGACAUUAAAUAUGAUGUAAAAGUUUGUCUCAAAGACUGCAGUCAAGAGCCAGUCAUUUACCAUAGUUGAAAACCAAUGAAGAACCAAGUCAUUGACAGGGUCAAAAACCAUACGGUAUAGCCAAAACUACAUUAAUUCAUUGGAAUGAAUUGAAUGAGUUCAAGUUCAUUUAUUUGUUUUUACCACACCUGUGUUACAUUUGAUCACUGUUUAAAAAUUUUGAAAUACUGUCCUGCCAUCUAUGAUUUCGCAGCUUUUACUGAUAUUUGCCAAGGUAUUAUCUAUGUACAGUGAUCCCUCGCUACUUUCGCGCUUCACUUUGCGCCCUCAGUCCAUAGUGGAUUUUUUUUUUCCUCAAUUAAAAAAAGAGAUGAGCUGUCCCGAACCGAUUGCAUAGUCUCACUCUCCCUGCCUCCCUCUCCCUGCUCUUUGUUAGUCGGGCAGUGUGUGCACUGGAGUUGCUUAUUAAAGUCAACGAUGAGUGACAGACGUUUAAUGUUUGAACUUGCCAGAGAAGCGAACUUCAAAGGCCGCAGGCGUCAAUCAUAGUUUAACUUGUUAAACAGUUGCUGUGGCAGCUCAUUGUGUGUACUUGAGUAGCUUGAGCGAAUUUGAGUGGACUCAAUCAAUGAAGCAUUUAAUAAAACCAAGCAUUUUCCUACUACUUUAUUCUUGUUGAAAAAAAUUUGGUAGAACAGUAACAUGCUUCAAACAUAACUAUUACAUUUGAAGUGCUUAAAAAACCAUUAAAAUAUAUACUAGUGUAUAUGUACAUAAAAGGUUUUUUUUCAUUAUACUUUGGGGGAAAAAAGUGAAAAAAACAUAUGUUAUAUAUGGCGGAAAACAGUCAGGUGACUUGAAGUUCUGCUCCGAGACCCCCAAUUAGGCCAAAUUUCAAAAUUGUCCGAUAUGCAUGUGUGAUACAUCAUUGGAAAGCUUAAAAUCUCAAUUUUCUGGGGGAAGAAACAUUUUGAACAGGAGGGCGUUUAAAAAUAAAAAAAUACAUCUUUUUUUUUAAACCCCUAAACCCUAACUGGAAGUGAAAGCAUGAGAGACUCCAUGAUUUUAACAAGAUAUUAUCGCGUACUUACCUUGUUUCGAUCCAAAAACUCAGUGUAGCAUGUAUCACCGAGUGUCAAGACAUAGCUGUGAAUGGCCACAGCCGGACUUUUGGGGGAUUUUAUGGGUGAAACAUGGUAAUAUAUAACAAGGGUCGCGAUGCAGAAAUCGCAGACAUCAAGGAGUGGUUGAGAUUUUGUUUUUCAUAUAUUUACCCUUUUAAACGUUUUUUUCCAUUUUUUCUUUGUUUGGAGCCAUUUAUUAUCAUCUAAAACACAGGUGUCAAACCGAUUCCAGAAAGGGCCAAGUGGGUGCUGGAUUUUGUCCCAACCGAUACCGUGCAGAGAGUUUAACCAAUGAACUUCCUACUGAAACAAGCAGCACCUGACAAAGUUUAACUGAUUACACAUGUAAAAGAUCUGAUUGGUGAAAAGGUGUCCUCUUCAUUGGUUGGAAAGCAAACCUGCACCCACUUGGCCCUUUCUGGAAUCGGUUUGUCACCUGUGAUCUAAAAUAUCUGGGAAAAUGCCACAGUAACAAAAAAAAUACAAUAGAUAUCUGUGACCUACUGUAUAUACAAACACUAUUUUUUUUAAGUGUGACGUAAUUUGUUUAUCAGUUAAAAAUAUGCAACUGAAUAUUUUUUUUUUAAGUGUUUUUUUUUUCUAAAUACAGUGCCUUGCAAAAGUAUUCGGCCCCUUGAACCUUGCAACCUUUCGCCACAUUUCAGGCUUCAAACAUAAAGAUAUAAAAUUUUAAUUUUUUG